Aphanomyces astaci is the source of this 1789-nucleotide messenger RNA. RefSeq lists its product as hypothetical. The transcript has 5 exons. The record is from RefSeq and is a predicted model, not a curated record. Bases 39 to 1721 code for a protein of 560 amino acids. Lineage: Eukaryota; Oomycota; Saprolegniomycetes; Saprolegniales; Verrucalvaceae.
GCUUUUUGAAUGGAAUUUGCCGACAUCUAAGCAGGAAGAUGGAGUUCCUUGUGCACAACAUCAGCCACUCGGACCUGAUCUUGGAGCUGACGGGCGAUUCUGCGCUCAAGACAUCGCGCAAUGCGACGUCGUUGCUUGCCCGCCCCAAGUUCAGUCUCUUCAAUAUCGUGUCGCAGUCCAUCGUGCAGCAGCUCGACAAGCUCUUGACGCCUGUCCAAGCCGACACGUACGAGCGCGAAAUGGACAGUCCUCGCUUCCAGCUACGGGAACGCUGCGUGUCCACGUGUCAUCCUGUAGGCUUCAGACUGGACGUCAAGCCCAUCAACCUCGAGUCGUUUCCGUUGGAGCUGUCCGACUUCCAGUUGCGCGCGUCGGACGAAACCAUCGCCGAAGUCGAGUCCUCGUGGAAGCACAUCCGUAUCACCGCUUGCUUCUUCCCCCUCCUCGGCAUUCUCGUUCCCAAGUGGCUCCAAGUCCUCGCGGACGUCCAUUCCGCCGAGUCCCAGCAACUACUGUACCUCAUCUCCGGCGCGGGAAUUCCCCGCAACGCGUCACAUUCCAUCUGCGGCAACUCGACCGAGUACACGGCCGCGCUCAUGUCCAAGUUUGUGUCGGCGUACUACCCAAACAUCCACGUGACGCAGAUCCACUCGGGCUCCAACAUCUUUCGGUCCCAUUCUCCAUCUUCCUUCGCCCUCCUCUCAUAUCCAUGUUGUAGCUACGACGACAACGUCCAGUUCAUGACGCGGCAGCUGCGGCCCGUGCUCGAAGCCCACCGCGACCUCCUCGUGACCAAAGUCGGCGACCACUGGAAAAGCCAUUUCCAUCUCACCAUCGCAUACGCGGACGGCCCGCCCGCGCGGCUCUCGGCUCUCAACGCCGCCCUGCGCGUGUACCAGCCGUCGUAUCUGCAUGUAUGGCAGCUCAAGACGUUCUGGCACGAGAAGAAGCUCAGCUUGGACGACGUCGACUUUCAUCCGUUUGAAAACGUCGAAGCCACGCCCGCCGUCGCCGUCGCCGACCUCCAUGACGCCCCCCUCGUCGCCCGGGCUGUCGAUGAAAUCAAAGCAUUUCGAGACCAGUUUGUUCAAGGGGAACACUUGGGCGAAGUGGGGCAGUUUUGGCUGCGCAAGUCGCGAAAGCCGGUGCUGGCCGUGCUGCUGGUCGAGAAAAGGACCUCGAGCGGGGACGUUCAGGUGGUCGUACACCGGGGCAUGAACUGCGAGGUGUCCAUGCCCACGGGGUCGCUCUGCGCCGAGCGCAACGCCAUCGGCAGCGCGCUCGCCAACGACCCGACGCUGCUGCGCCAGUCGCUCAAAAUGAUUGCCGUGCUCAGCGUCAGUUUGCACCCACUUAAAUUAGCACCCCCUCCCCCUCCAUCGUUAUCAUCGACGAGCUUGUUGCUGCCGGCUCCUCCUGCACUCAUUCUUGCCCACGCCACCACCACCACUGUAACGACGGCAGUGGAGGCGUCCCCCAAGACCGGCCGAAAGCCCAAACGCCCUCGGACAAUCUCGUGCGACGCCAGCGUCCCGUCCAUCCAAGCGGCGCUGGACGCCGUCGACGCUUCUGCUGCGACGGAGAAGGACCUGAACCCACUGGCGCCAUGUGGGGCAUGCAACGAGUGGCUGCUCAAGAUCGCAGAGGCGAACCCUUCGUUUAAGAUCGUCACGUUCGACUCGAUCGACUGCGACAGCGUUUACAUCCAUCAGUUGCUCUAACACGAUCAGAAUAUGUUUAUAUUCGUUAAACGUCCGGAUAAUAAUCUGUACGGAUACAACAAUUUUCC